Messenger RNA from Daldinia loculata, 2713 nucleotides. RefSeq names its product DNA mismatch repair protein MutL. The record is from RefSeq and is a predicted model, not a curated record. The coding region runs from base 333 to 2492 and encodes 719 amino acids. The transcript has 3 exons. Gene Ontology annotation, biological process: mismatch repair. Gene Ontology annotation, cellular component: MutLalpha complex. Lineage: Eukaryota; Fungi; Ascomycota; Sordariomycetes; Xylariales; Hypoxylaceae. Gene Ontology annotation, molecular function: ATP-dependent DNA damage sensor activity; mismatched DNA binding; ATP hydrolysis activity.
UCUCCUUAUUCAGAAGGCACAACCCAGUGAAAUAGCAAACCGCUACACUAAUAACUCAUCGCACUCACUGCUCGCUAAUGCAAACGUGAUCUCUACAACAACUCAAGCAGCGACCAAACAGAUGAGAAUCCAAUUCCACUCACAUUAAUUCUUAUUAUUUGAGCGGUAUCGCUGUGAUAAACCUUGAGGCAAACCUUGAGGCAAACCUUAGGUACCUAAACUAGAAGGCUAAAGGAGAGCCGAAAAUGCGCGUCUACCUACUAUAAGACUUAAUAGGCAAUAUUCGUCAUACCUAUCAAGCAAGCAGUAAUAUCGCCAUAGGUAGUAUUAAGAUGGCUGAUCCCAUGGAGCUUGACGAGCCAAGAGGCACCAAACGAAAGGACCCAUCGUCUCCAGAUGAAUACACUCCCCGCCGAAUCAAGGCACUGGAUCCAGACGUUGUGAACAAGAUUGCUGCCGGCGAAAUCAUCGUAGCCCCAGUACAUGCUUUGAAAGAGUUGAUUGAGAAUGCGGUUGAUGCAGGUUCGACCUCUCUAGAAGUGCUGGUUAAAGAUGGCGGUCUCAAGUUAUUGCAGAUCACCGAUAAUGGCCAUGGAAUUAAUAAAGAGGACUUGCCGAUCCUAUGUGAGAGAUUCACCACGUCGAAACUCAAGAAAUUUGAGGACCUGAGCAAUAUAUGCACCUAUGGCUUCCGGGGCGAAGCCCUCGCCAGCAUCAGCCACAUUGCCCACUUAACAGUAACUACGAGGACCAAAGACUCUAAUUGUUCGUGGCGAGCGCAUUUCGAUGGCGGCAAGCUAUCGCCUGCAAAGCCCGGGCAGCAGCCCGACCCUAAACCUAUUGCUGGGCGUAUUGGUACUCAGAUAUCAGUUGAGGACUUGUUUUACAAUGUUCCAACGCGACGCAAAGCCUUUAGGUCCGCUUCCGAUGAGUAUAACAAGAUCAUUGAUAUGGUGGGACGUUAUGCCAUUCACUGCAGUGGUGUCGCUUUCUCAUGUAAGAAGCAUGGCGAUUCGGGUACAUCGAUCACGGUGCAACAACAAGCUUCUACGAUCGACCGUAUUCGUCAGAUCCACGGCAGCACCGUUGCGAGUGAGCUGAUAGAGUUCGCCGCGUCCGAUGACCGCUGGGGCUUUAAGGCUUCAGGAUGGGCGACAAAUGCCAAUUACCAUAUCAAGAAAACGACCCUCCUUCUUUUCAUCAACCAUCGUAGUGUUGAUUCAUCUAACAUCAAGAAAGCGGUGGAACAGACAUACUCCGCCUUCCUUCCUAAAAAUGGACAUCCAUUCGUUUACCUGAGCCUUGAAAUUGACCCUCAACGAGUCGACGUCAAUGUCCAUCCAACGAAGAAAGAAGUUAACUUUCUGAAUGAGGAUGAGAUCAUCCAAUGUAUCUGUGAAAAUAUCCGGGAUAAGCUAGCAGCAGUUGAUACGAGUCGCACUUUCUUCACACAGACUCUACUCCCCGGUUCUAUGCUUUCCGAUACCUCUCAACCAGACGUGAAUAGCUCUUCUGUUAAAACACCGGGCGGCCCGCGAAAAGCGCUUGUGCGGCCCGAUGAACGCAACAUGGUUAGAACGGAUGCUUCUCUGCGCAAGAUCACCAGCAUGUUCUCUGCGGCCUCGCCAUCGCCAGCAACUCGUACAUCGAGUAAUGCCGCACCCGACAUAGCCCAAGAACCGGUUUACGAAAUAACUGACCGUGAGCCGAUUCUCUGUCGACUCACUAGUGUGCGCGAACUUCGCUCCGCCGUUAGAGACGAUAUGCACCACGAGCUCACCGAGAUAUUUGCUAAUCACACCUUCGUGGGCAUCGUAGACGAGAGACGCCGACUGGCCGCCAUUCAAGGAGGCGUCAAGCUCUUUCUUAUCGAUUACGGCAGAGCAUGUUUCGAGUAUUUCUACCAGGUUGGGCUCACCGAUUUUGGUAAUUUCGGUGUUAUAAAAUUCCAGCCUGCGCUUGACCUACGUGAAGUUCUCAAAAUUGCGGCCGAACAGGAAAAAGCUGCCGCCCCGGACGAUGAAUUUGAUGUAGGCGAUGUUGUGGAUACGGUGGCAGAACAGCUGAUCGAGAGAAGGGAAAUGUUGCUAGAGUACUUCAACUUUGACAUAUCUCCAGCCGGCGAGCUAUCGAGCAUGCCACUUCUCCUGAAGGGUUACACGCCAUCUAUGGCGAAAUUGCCGCAAUUUCUUCUACGCCUUGGUCCCCAUGUGAAUUGGACAGACGAGAAGCUAUGUUUCGAAACAUUCCUCAAGGAGCUAGCAACAUUCUAUGUCCCAGAACAGCUUCCGGCGCUCCCGAGUAACGAUGAGACUGAGGAAGAUAUCCCUGAUGAAAUCAAAGCAAGAAGAGAACAGAUCCGACGCGCAGUGGAACAUAUCUUCUUUCCGGCAUUCAAGGCAAGAUUGGUAGCGACAAAGUCGUUCAUGAAGGGUGGUGUACUUGAAUUGGCGAGCCUCAAGGGACUUUAUAGGGUCUUCGAACGUUGCUGAUGUGCGCGCGGAACAUUUGAUACCCAUAUGCAUUACGAAUAUAGUAAAAUAUUGCUGAUUAUAGAAAAGUUGAGUCCAGUCAUCCUAUGCAUAGGUACCUAGUAAUGGCUUGUAAAAGGGAAUCUGGGAUAGGCUUAUAUUAUAUUGCUAAUUAUAUAUCAUUUAGGUAACGUAGUUUCUAGUAGUCGCACCGAGACUGAGAAAGACAUGGUUAAAGAGGG